Olea europaea var. sylvestris is the source of this 936-nucleotide messenger RNA. RefSeq names its product calmodulin-7. Gene Ontology annotation, molecular function: calcium ion binding; enzyme regulator activity. The coding region runs from base 199 to 648 and encodes 149 amino acids. NCBI's taxonomy places the organism in Eukaryota, Viridiplantae, Streptophyta, Magnoliopsida, Lamiales, Oleaceae. The transcript has 2 exons. The record is from RefSeq and is a predicted model, not a curated record.
AAAGAGUGAGGGCAUCAAAUCAUCAUCUCAACCCCAACGCGACAUAAUAAGAAUACUGCUAUUUGUAUGUAAUACCACUCUUUCCCUGCAAUUUCUUCGUUUGACGCAUACCCACACAUCCCCUACCCUUUCCCCAGGGUGCUAUAAAUUCGAAAUUUCAUUGGAGUAGAAGAGAAAGGGAUAAUAUCAUAAAGAAAAAUGGCCGACCAGCUAACCGACGAUCAGAUCUCCGAAUUCAAGGAAGCCUUCUCCCUAUUUGACAAGGACGGCGAUGGUUGCAUCACUACUAAGGAGCUUGGGACUGUGAUGCGCUCUCUGGGACAGAACCCAACUGAGGCUGAGCUUCAAGAUAUGAUCAAUGAGGUUGAUGCUGAUGGGAAUGGGACAAUUGACUUCCCUGAGUUCCUCAACUUGAUGGCCCGGAAGAUGAAGGACACUGAUUCCGAGGAGGAGCUGAAGGAAGCUUUCCGGGUUUUUGACAAGGACCAAAAUGGUUUCAUUUCUGCCGCUGAACUCCGCCAUGUCAUGACAAAUCUCGGUGAGAAGCUUACUGACGAGGAGGUUGAUGAAAUGAUUCGAGAGGCCGAUGUGGAUGGUGAUGGGCAGAUCAACUACGAGGAGUUUGUCAAGGUCAUGAUGGCCAAGUGAGAACUUAAAUUUUUUGAUGAAUGAAGAUAGACAAGAAAAAGGAAGGACUGGUCUAUUUAUGAGAUUUCCAUUUCUUGUUAGGACGUGUUCUUUCAGCAUUAUUAAUUUUGUUUGAAUUCUUGCAUGUUUCUACGUUUUGCAUCGUUUUUAAGUGCUUUUCUUCAGUACAUGCUUGUUUGCUAUGUGCCCUGUUUUAACAUUCCAGGUUGUUAGUGUCUUCAACUAAAACUUUCGGUAUUAUUAACGUAAAACAAUUGGAGAACUACGAUGUUUUUCACAAGUUUGACA